ACUUGUACGAAGCAUCCACUUAGCUACAACAUCGAUGGUUGUACAACUCCUAAACUUGUACGAAGCAUCCACUUAGCUACAACAUCGAUGGUUGUACAACUCCUAAACUCUCCUCCCUCUAUAAGCCAAGCAGGAGCUGAAGGUACGCCGACCUUGUGGAGGGGUCGCUGCUCUGGCGUGUCGAGACUACCAUGGACUGUUGUAGCAAACGCCGGCUACUGACCGUCAUGACCAGCGUCUGUGCAUGUGCCGCCUUUGGUCUGCUCAGCAUAUCUGUGGCAACGGAUUACUGGCUGUUUACCAAAGAAAGAUUCCAACAAAAUAAAUCAAUACCCGCCUUUUAUCGGAGUGUUUAUUCGGGGCUUUGGAGGCGCUGUAAAUAUGAUAAUGAACACAAGCCUGCAGAGUGUUCUUAUAUUCAAUAUUUUACGAAUGAAGACAGAGACGGGCUGGGACCAACAGAUGCUAUCCUAUUAAACAUACGUCAGGCUACCAUGUUCCCACUGGUCAGUAUUCUCAUUCUUCUCAUCGGUGGAAUCAUGUGCUUCAUCGGCCACUGCAACGACAAUAAGAAAAUAUUGACCUUCGUCUCUGGAAUUUUAUUUGUUUUAGCAGGCCUCUGUACGCUGGUUGGCAUCAUACUGUACAUCGGCAGCAUCACGGGUGAAGUUGGCAACAAGUCUAAGACGUCUAUAGAAGAGCCGCGUUUCCUCUACGACUACGGAUCUUCUUUCUUCAUGGCCGUGGGCUCGUUUGUCCUGACCGAGCUGUCAGGUGUUUUCUCCGUCUACCUGUACAUCUCCAAACAUAAACACUCCCAGCGGGUCAAGCGGCUGGCCCUCAAGUCUGAACACAACGACAGGAACCACCAGGCCGCCCGGCACAUCAGGAGGAUGCCUCGUGAGAACUCGCGGGAUCGCACGCAGUCACGUGACAGAUCUCGUGAGCCGUCGGCCAGUCGCUCAGAGAGCUACUUCACCUACACGCCCAUCUCAGACACCUCCCACGAGCUGUCCAACUACGCCUGCCCACGCUCCAACACCAACAACACCAUCUCCACCACGGCGGAGUUCCACGCUCCCAACUCAGCCGCCACAAGUUCCACCAUGCUAAGGUCUGGCUCCCCACCGUCUGUGGUACCAUCUAUAGAUAUCGUUCGACGCACCACUCCAGUGUGA
Physella acuta is the source of this 1178-nucleotide messenger RNA. RefSeq names its product voltage-dependent calcium channel gamma-5 subunit. Gene Ontology annotation, molecular function: channel regulator activity; voltage-gated calcium channel activity. Gene Ontology annotation, biological process: neurotransmitter receptor internalization; calcium ion transport; postsynaptic neurotransmitter receptor diffusion trapping. The record is from RefSeq and is a predicted model, not a curated record. Gene Ontology annotation, cellular component: AMPA glutamate receptor complex; postsynaptic density membrane. NCBI's taxonomy places the organism in Eukaryota, Metazoa, Mollusca, Gastropoda, Physidae.